Messenger RNA from Guillardia theta CCMP2712, 3114 nucleotides. RefSeq lists its product as hypothetical. NCBI's taxonomy places the organism in Eukaryota, Cryptophyceae, Pyrenomonadales, Geminigeraceae. The record is from RefSeq and is a predicted model, not a curated record. Gene Ontology annotation, biological process: mitotic G2 DNA damage checkpoint signaling; DNA replication initiation; mitotic DNA replication checkpoint signaling. The transcript is spliced from 8 exons. The coding region runs from base 1 to 3114 and encodes 1037 amino acids.
AUGAGUCCGCGGAAACCAGCAGAUGGAAUCUUCCAAGGAUGCUUCUUCUCUGUCGACCCGGAAGUUGACGAGACAAACUCACAAGACAUUGGGGAUGAUGGUUUGGAGGACCUCAUCAAGUCCGUCGUUGAGAGGGGGGGGAAGAUGGAUGAUGUGAACUUCACACAUCUUAUCACUGACAAGGAGGAUAUGAGCCAAGUCAGAAUCGACUCCGUGGAACUGAGACCGAGGAUUGUGAACCUCAAGUGGAUUAGAGAGUGCUUGCGAAAGAACUGUAGAUUGCCUGAGCUCGCAGAGCAGGACUUGGAUGUUCUGUUGCACAGUCCUGAUCUCUCCAAAAAAAUAUUUGCUGACAGCUUGAUAUGCAUCUUGAACGUGCCCCCUAAGGUUGAAGAAUUAGUGCGCAAUGGAAUCGAACUCCUCGGGGGUCGUGCGAUUAGCGAAUUCACAAAUCAGUGUACGCAUGUCAUUGCUGGUUUUGUGCGGGGGCCAGACUGUCAGAAAGCUAUUGAUUCUUCUCAAACCAAAAUUUUGCCCAUAAAGUGGUAUGUAGACUGCAUCAAAGAGCAGCAUCUCUGCUCCGAUUCAAAGUAUGAUCUUCGUUGUCUUUUGGAGAACUCUGAAAGCAGAGUGGACUUGUCAAGAUUGAAAGAUUUCCAGUGUCAGGCCUUUUCGGGAAACACAUUUCACUUGUCUCCCUCUCUGAGAAGUUCUGACAUUGUGGAGAGAUGGAUCCUAGCUGCUGGGGGAUCGUUCUGUGAAGCAACUUCAUGCAAUUACUACAUCGUUGAUCAAUCUCAUGACGAGCUUUCUCCUCAGCAUGCGAAAUGUCGAACUCUGCAGUGGGUCAAAGAGUGCUUCCAGUUUUGUACUGUCAUCUGGCCCAAGAAGAGCCUGGUUUGGAAGGGAUGGACUUUUUAUCCGUACAACCAAGGCAUGAUAAGGGAAGGGGCUAUCAAGCGAAUCUCUGUCACGGGGUAUACAGGGCAGUGCCGGGAUAUUUUGAUCAAGAUUAUUCAGCUGAGUGGAGCUGAGGCGACAAAGGAGUUGACGAAAACCAACACACAUCUGAUUUCAACUACAUGCACCUCAAAGAAGGUGAAUGCUGCUCGUGACUGGGGUCUGAAGAUUAUUGGUCAUCAGUGGCUCAUGGACAGUGUAGUGUCAGGAAAGUGGUUGAAUGAGGAGGAUUACAGCAUCGAAUCUUUGUUUUUUGCUGGAAACGAGGAAAUGUGGACAAAGCUUGAUCUCAUGGCUUUGAGAAGUUUGCCUUUCAUUCAUCCCCUUGUUCUCGACGACUUCGAGAAUGAAUCAGCUGCAGCUGCUGCUACAGCUGCAGAUGAUGAUCAAGUCUACCCUGAUUCCCAGGAAUGGACUGCAGAAGAAGAUUCCAAUGAUCGUGCUUGCGAAGUAGACCGUCCCAGUCUGAACAAGUUUUCCUCUCAAGCAGCAGCCUCUGUUCUGAAUAGCAUGUAUGGCACUCGCGCGGACGAUCAAACGAGAGGGGUGGAUGGAUUUCUCAACGAUGGCGAAUCUGCCGACUUGAGUGAUGCUCCUCUCACUAGCGCCAGGAGACCAGCAGGGGCUGAGGCGACUGCAAGGAUGCACUCCAAUGAUCGCGAUGCGCCGCCAGUGAGCCAUCGAAUGAGUUCUAGCAGCCCUGCUGUAAGGGGGCAAGGAGGAAGCGUUGAAAAGUCGGUAACACACGGAAGGCUGGCACAUAGAGUAGAGAGAGUUGCUAGUGGAGGACAAGGUCCGUCGCACCUCUACGAUCGGUCGGGGAUGCAGUCCGAGCAUGACGUGCUGACAUCAGUGGGUUCGAGUCACCUCGCCAAGACCCCCAAGUUGACAUCUGAGUCACCCGACUGUAGAGUCAAUCUGUGCUCGAGGACAGAUUUUAUGUACAAUGUUCACGAUGAGGACGAGACUUCAGAUGAAAACGCUAGCGGCCAUCGUGAUGCUGAACCUGCUCCUCCCAGCAGGAUCGCGAGCACAACCCCUUUGCAGUCUGCUCGCGUGGAAGCGUCAGCGAAUUCGGAGAAUGACGUGUUCGGAUCUUUCCGCCGCAGCUACGGACGUCAAAGUCCGAAGGUUGUCAGCAAUACCGCUGAGCAUGUUCGUGCCAGCCCAUCGUCAAGUUCUGCGCCCGCCUCCAACCAACGUACAAGUGCGAGGACUGGUGGGCCCAAGGACGGGCCUCCGGGCAGCGGGAGCGAAUUGACUUGCCGGAACAGAAAAGACUCAGAGGAAGGGCGAGGUGAAGCGAGCAAGCUGACGAGCAUCUCUCCUGCCACGAAGAAUCAGAUCCGCACGAGGAACCAGAAGCAAACCAACAAGACUUCUCCCUCGGCGCUGGUCGCAAGGCCUCAACCGUUUGUGCUGGUGUGCGGCAGGACAGCAGAGCGACAGGAGCAGGUGUCAAUCGUGAGGAGGCUGGGAGGGAAGUCGGCAUACUCGCAUCACUUCGAUCCGGACACCACCCAUGUGCUCUGUACGGAACUCCGCAGGACCGAGAAGUUUCUGUGCGCCUGCGCCAAAGGCAUCUGGAUCCUGAAGCCGGAGUACCUGCAAGCCUGCGCUCAGAACGGGCGAUGGCUCGAUCCCUCGGAGUACGAGUGGCACGAGCCCAAGAAGGAGAGCGCAGACACCAACUUGUGGCACGGGGCUCCGAGGCGAUGGCGCUUGUUCCGUGAGAGGAACGGCCAGGGACCCUUCGAGGGUCAAAACUUUGUGAUCCAUGAGGGCACAAACCCGCCAGCAGCUGUUCUUGCCCAGGUCAUCACGGCAGGAGGAGGAUCUUGCUCCAUCUGCAGCGAGUCGUCGAUACUCAGAAGCCUGUCGGAGAGCGCGAGAGAGUCGGUCACCAUCCUCCUCCCGGAAGACAGCGGCGAGCUCUCCGCAAGCUCCUCCCUCUCCAACGAGCGGCUCAAACUUGUCAGGGCCUCGUACAUCCUAGAUUUCAUAUCGUGCAGGGAGCAGGUGUCGAUGGACGACUACUUGGUCAGCUCAAGAGCUUCUGCCUCGACUCCCAAGACCAAGAAGCGCUCUGGUGGGAGAAGUGACGCAGAGCAAGGUAGCAAGACGAAGAGACAGAGAGUGAGAAGGAGCAAGUGA